UUUUGAAUAUUUUUCACUUUUCUUAAUUUUUCAAAUAAAUAGUCAAUUACUGGAGUGAUAUGGCAAUAUAAUCAUCGAAACGUGACUAAUAUCAACAUAAUGUUUCAUGGCUACAUGUCUGCUGCAGAAAAUAUAUAUGUUGGUGUGGUCGGAUCAAUUUUCUGAAACGAAGCUGUCUUCUGUGGAAGAAAAUGCUACGAAUUGUCAUGGCAACAGUAAAAAACAAACUUCCACUAGGUGGGUCAACAAGGAAAAUCAAUGCUAAGCCUCCACGUCCUCCCAGGGCGAAGUCCACUAAUGCAAGCCCAAGUAAUACGCAAACCAGGACGUUUAAAACAGCGACUACGACCACAGCUGGUGGUAAACCAAAGGCCAGUCUUCCAAGAGUAAACUCAGAAUCAUCGUUGAAUGACAGAUUAAAAAAUCUAUCAAUAAACGACAGAACCCAGUCUAAAAAUAAAUCUAAUAGUAAAUCAAGCAGCACAACUAGGAAGUACUCCACUAAUGCUGUUACCUGUCAUAACCUAGAAGACGUGGCCAGGUACAUCACCAGCAAACGAGCAAAAAAUAUUGUUGUCAUGGCAGGUGCGGGAAUAUCCACCCCUAGUGGCAUACCAGAUUUCAGGACACCUGGAACAGGACUGUAUGAUAACCUAAAGAAGUACAGCAUACCCUACCCAGAGGCAAUAUUUGAUAUAGACUAUUUCCACCGCAACCCAAGACCAUUUUUCGAGCUUGCUAAGGAGUUAUACCCAGGGAAAUACCAGCCAAAUUACGUGCAUUAUUUUGUUAGGAUGUUAUAUGAGAAAGGAUUGCUUUUGAGAAUGUAUACACAAAAUAUAGAUGGUCUUGAAGGACUGGCAGGGAUACCUCCAGAGAAGAUAGUUUCUGCUCAUGGGUCAUUUCUGACUGCUUCUUGUGUGCAAUGCAGCUUUCCCCACAAAGGGGAGGAGAUAAGGGACACUAUCUAUGCAGGCAAGCUACCAAAGUGUAAGAGGAGAGGUUGUAUGGGCAUUGUCAAGCCAGACAUUGUAUUCUUUGGGGAAGAUCUGCCUAAGAGGUUCUACUAUUACCUGAAGGAUUUCCCUCUAGCUGAUCUGCUUAUAGUUAUGGGCACAUCAUUAGAGGUGGAGCCAUUUGCUGGCAUUGUGGACUCCACAAGAAUGUAUGUGCCAAGGCUACUAUUCAAUAUGAAAGCUGUUGGUCCAUUCGCUAAGAGGAAACGCAUGAAUGACGUCAUAGCUGAAGGGGACCUGGUGGGAAAUGUUAAGAGAUUUGCCAAAAUACUUGGCUGGAAGACUUCCAUGGAGCAGCUCGUUCAGGAGUCACAAAAACAGGUGCAAGAUCCUCUCCCAAAUAGCAAAGCUCCACCUCUUAACUUGCAGAAGAACCAAGCUAUAGAGAUGAAAAUUAAGCCCGCAAUAACAGAGGAUGACCCUGUGAAAACUAAUGACAAUCCUGCAACAAGCAAGCCAGGGGCUGUGGUAAAUAAUGGAGAGGCUGUGAUAAAAGGUGCAAAUACAUGUACAAUUGAGAACCAUAAUCGUUCAAAGCAAUCUCCGAGUCCAUCAUCGGACAAGAGUAAAAACUCAAGUUUUGCAGGACUCAGUAGGCCAAAACAAAAUUAUCAUACAUUUAGUGCAAAUUCAAGCAUGACCGUUAAUCCUAGUCACAGUAGUAUACGUACCCUCCCUUCACCAAAAAAGACGACACCACCCCCGAGGGUGGGGAUAUCCCAUGGAGGUAUAGGCUACAGGGGAACACGAAAGGUGGUGGAGUCAAGUAGUGAUGAUGAUACAUCUGAUGAUGAGUCCUCAGAUAGCACCGGCUGAGGGUUAGAUAAAUCAAAUGUGGUGGAAUGAGGGGUUUAAUGAAGGGGUUGCCACUGUUCAGGCCUGUAGCCAGCUGUUGUUAAGUGAGUCACUCUUCAAAAAAUUCCAGGGGGUACACAUGGAAAGCGUCAUGAUUUUUAACUAAUUUUUGUCCAGGGAGAUUCUCAAAUCCCCCAAAUCCUCUUUGCAACGGCCUGGUAGCAGAUGACAAAAAAAAGGAUUGUUGUCAACUGACUGAUAACUAAGAAUACUGUUUCAAGUCGUUUUCUGAGCUUACAAUACAUUGUACUUAUAUACAAUAGAUCC
This is a messenger RNA of Owenia fusiformis, 2138 nucleotides long. The record is from the annotation of a GenBank genome assembly. NCBI's taxonomy places the organism in Eukaryota, Metazoa, Annelida, Polychaeta, Sabellida, Oweniidae.